AUGGCAAGUAAUAAUAGGAACACACAAGCACGUAAGGUAAUGGUGGUGGCUGACCCAACAAGGGAAUCAGCUGGAGCAUUGCAAUAUGCACUUUCCCAUGUUGUGCUUGAGCAAGAUGAAUUGAUUCUCCUCCAUGUUGAGAACACAAGUUCAUGGCGUAACACUAUUUCAACAUUCCUUAAGAUGCCUUCACUUGGAAGCUCAACAACUUCAUCCUUAGACCUUGGAGGAGGAGGAGGAGGAGGAGGAGGAGGAGCAGCAGCAGAUGGUGAAGGGGUUGAUUUUCUUGAAGAAAUGAAGCAUGCAUGCAGAGUUUCUCAACCUAAAUUGAGAUUCCGUGUGUCAAGUGUGGAAAUGGAUGGAAAAGACAGGGCAAAUACUAUCCUUUCCCAAUGCAAAACACAAGGGGUUGAUGUCAUAGUUAUAGGGCAGAAGCGCAGUCUUUCUUCAGCAUUACUAGGAUAUAAGCGACCUUCAGGAGGAGGACCUACGAAAGGGUCAAAAACGAUAGACACAGCAGAGUAUUUGAUCCAAAACUGCACGUGCACCUGUGUUGCUGUACAGAGAAAAGGCCAAAAUGGAGGCUAUGUUCUGAAUACAAAAACUCACAGAAAUUUCUGGCUCUUAGCUUAA
Molecule: messenger RNA, 633 nt
Organism: Gastrolobium bilobum
Lineage: Eukaryota; Viridiplantae; Streptophyta; Magnoliopsida; Fabales; Fabaceae
Exons: 2
Coding region: 1-633 (210 amino acids)
Source: RefSeq, a predicted model, not a curated record